AUGUUCAAAUUUGUGAUUUUUCUAUUUUUCUUUUCAACAACUUUGGCUGCCAAAUGCAGUGUUCCUCAAAAUUUGAAAAAUGCCGGAUGUAUAUUGGUAAGUUUCUAUCAAAUCUCAAAAUUCCAAAAAAAAAAAACAAAAAUUUCCCUAGAAAGCCGAUGUUCUUUUGGACAAAGGUCUGGAUCUUGAUCCCGAGAUUCCUGAACAAUCCAAAAAAUUCGACGGGAUGUGCAAAGAUGUUCAAGAAUGUUUCAAAAAAGUUGGUUGUGAUGAAGCUGACAAUUAUUACGAAACUUAUGUUGGAGUUUGUAAUUUUGUGAAAUAUAUUGGAACUAAUUUCGCGAAAAAAUGCGGGAAGAAAUUGGAAAAAGUUAAUUCAAAGUGUUACGAUAAUCUUUUCGCUGAUUUUUCCGCUGUUUUCAAUCAAAAGGUAUCUAGAGAAUCAAUAUUUUGA
This is a messenger RNA of Caenorhabditis angaria, 454 nucleotides long. The record is from the annotation of a GenBank genome assembly. NCBI's taxonomy places the organism in Eukaryota, Metazoa, Nematoda, Chromadorea, Rhabditida, Rhabditidae.